AUGGCAAUCGCACUCCCCCGUACCGAGACCGAGGUCUCCUCCAUCCCCCCAUCCGACAGCCCUCGCCGCAACCCUAGAUCCCGCAUCCACGAAUUCCUCAUGGAAGACAUCCGUGAAGACAUCCUUCUAGAAGCCGAACUCCUCCUCCUAUCCUUUGCCACCGGAAUCCAAGACGCCGCCGCCUGGCCAGACUACAUGUGUUUUGCCUUGAACCAAACUGGCAACACGCUAUUCCUCGCAAUCGGCAUUGCAUGCUUAACACACAACCAAUACAGUUUCCCCAAUAUCGGAGUCAGUUUAUCCAUGUUCGUCACCGGGGGGUUUUAUUCUCGGACAACUCGGGAAUAUGAUCGGCGUCCGCAAGCGUCUCUGGCUACUUAUAUCCAACUUGAUCCAAACGCGCUCGUUUUCUGCGCCCUUAUUGUCCAAUACUCCUGGCCGAUACGAAGGGACGGACCAGCUGCGAUGGCGGUUAUUGGGUUAUUGGCGUUUUCAUCCGGCGGACGGGUAGCUAUGAGUCGGAGUUUGAAGAUCACUGAGAUCACGACGGCGAUGGCGACGGCGGCGUUUGUGGAUUUGGUUGUUGAUCCGGAUUUGGGCAAAUUGAAAAAUCGGUGUCGGAAUCGACGGGUGGGGUUUUUGAUCAUGUUGGUGUCGGGGUGUUUUGUCGGUGCGUUUGCGGCGAGGGAGAGGUUCCUGGGUGUCAUGAAGAUUUGA
This is a messenger RNA of Penicillium maclennaniae, 717 nucleotides long. Its product is annotated as YoaK family protein. The record is from RefSeq and is a predicted model, not a curated record. The coding region runs from base 1 to 717 and encodes 238 amino acids. The transcript is spliced from 2 exons. NCBI's taxonomy places the organism in Eukaryota, Fungi, Ascomycota, Eurotiomycetes, Eurotiales, Aspergillaceae.